ACUGGGGGCACUGGGCUGGGCACCUCCUUAUCAUUGUUACUUAAGGGAAAAGGAAAAGGCAGUUCCUGCCUGACUGUAUCACAGUGACUGUCCCUUCCUGCACUGGAGACAAAGUCUCACACGGGACUAAUGGGGAGCUCGGCCAGUAGCCUCAAGGACCUGCGGGGACCCCUCUCCCUAAACUUCUGCCGGAAAGAGGGGCCCCUGCCCGACGAUGAAGAGGAGGAGUCACUGACGGACAAGAGGAGUGAGAGCUCCACCAAUGGGGGCCAAGCUCAGACUCAGAAAUGUGUUCGAGUCCGGAACUGGGAAAGCAGAACCCUCUCUUAUGAUACCCUGAAUGUGCAGACAGUAAAGGAUGUCCCCUGCACCAGAUCCCGAUGUCUGGGUUCCGUCAUGUUCCCCUCCCAACUCACCUGCCCAUUGCAAGAAGGACCAAAGAGCCCGGAGGAGCUGCUUCCCAAAGCCAAGGAUUUUAUCAACCAAUAUUACAGCUCCAUCAAACGGGCCCAAUCUAAAUCUCACCUGGAGAGACUGAAAGAGGUGGAGGAGGAGAUUGUAUCUUCAGGAACCUACCAGCUGAAGCAAAAUGAACUGAUAUUUGGUGCCAAACAGGCUUGGAGAAAUGCCUCCCGCUGUGUGGGCCGGAUACAGUGGUCAAAGCUGCAGGUGUUUGAUGCGCGGGAUUGCAGGACAGCACAUGAGAUGUACACUCACGUCUGUAACCACAUUAAAUAUGCCACCAACAGAGGUAACAUCAGAUCCGCCAUCACUAUCUUCCCACAAAGGACUGACGGAGCCUCCGAUUUCAAGAUCUGGAACAGCCAGUUCAUUCGCUAUGCGGGAUACAGACAAGCGGACGACACUGUGGUGGGGGAUCCUGCCAACGCCGAUAUCACUGAGCUUUGCAUCCAGUUGGGCUGGAAACCCAAAGGUGGGAGAUUUGACGUGUUACCCCUACUGCUCCAGGCCAAUGGAGAUGACCCAAAACUCUUCGAGAUUCCUCCUGAACUGAUAUUAGAAGUACCACUACGGCACCCCACAUACGGGUGGUUUGCAGAUUUGGGCCUGAAAUGGUACGCCUUACCUGCCGUCAGUAACCUACUGCUGGAGAUUGGUGGGCUGGAAUUUCCCGCUGUACCCUUUAAUGGAUGGUACAUGGGCACUGAAAUUGGCAUGCGCAAUCUGUGUGAUUCCUACAGAUACAAUAUUACAGAGGAAGUAGCCAAGGGACUGGGAUUGGACACCAAGAAAAUGUCCUCUCUAUGGAAAGACAGAGCUGCCUUGGAAGUCAAUAUUGCUGUUCUGUACAGUUACCAGGCUGACAAAAUCACCAUUGUGGACCAUCAUGCGGCUACUGAGUCUUUCAUGAAGCACAUGGAACAUGAGAUCCGACAGAGAGGGGGUUGUCCAGCUGACUGGGUUUGGAUAGUACCACCCACAUCUGCAAGCCUCACACCUGUGUUUCACCAAGAAAUGGCCAAUUACUAUCUGUCUCCCUCUUUCCUCUAUCAGCCAGACCCAUGGAAACACCAUGUCUGGAAGGGAUCUCAGAGCACAAUCACCAGAAGGAGAACGUUCAAGGAAGUGGCCAAUGCAGUAAAAUUUUCAGCGAAACUGAUGGGAAAAGCCAUGGCACGCAGGGUGAAAGCCACUAUUCUCUAUGCCACAGAAACCGGCAGGUCUGAGACCUAUGCCCAGAAGCUGUGCAAGAUAUUCAGCUAUGCAUUCGACCCCAAGGUGAUCUGCAUGGACCAGUAUGAUAUUGUCAACUUGGAGCAUGAGACUCUGGUUCUUGUGGUCACCAGCACAUUUGGUAACGGAGACCCUCCAGAGAAUGGCGAGGCAUUUGCUCAGGAAUUGAUGGAGAUGACCUCCCCUAGCACAUUGGCACUGGCUCCAGAACAGCAGAAGAGCUACAAGAUCCGGUUUAACAGUGUGUCCCAAGGGGACCAACUCGUCUCCUCAUGGAAGAACAAAAGGAAAGAAUCGAGUAACACAGACAGCGCGGGGCCCCUGGGCACACUCAGGUUCUCAGUUUUUGGCUUGGGGUCCCGGGCCUACCCUCAUUUUUGUGCAUUUGGCCAUGCGGUGGACACAAGGCUGGAGGAACUUGGUGGGGAGAGGAUCAUGGAGAUGGGAGAAGGUGAUGAGCUCUGUGGACAAGAAGACUCUUUCCGAAUCUGGGCCAAAGCUGUAUUCAAGGCUGCUUGUGACACCUUCUGCGUUGGAGAUGACUCAGACAUUAUAGUCAAUGACUUGUUCAAAGCCAAAGGCAACUGGAAUAGGUCACAACACCGGUUGUCCAUCCAGGCCUCAGCACCCGACCUCAUUACAGGCCUCGGCCAGGUGCAUAGAAGGAAAGUCUUUGAAGCUAAAUUCAUUUCUAGGCAGAACUUGCAGAGUGAGAAGUCCAGCCGAUCCACCAUCUUGGUUCAGCUCAGCACUGAGGACCAGCCGGAACUAAGUUACUACCCUGGAGAUCACCUGGGGAUAUUCCCAUGUAACCGAGAGGAACUGGUGGUGGAUUUGUUGGAGAGAGUGGAAGAUCCUCCUCCUUCCAAUGAUACAAUACAGGUGGAGACACUCAACACAGAUCAAAAUGGCCGGUUUGGUACCAGUCAGAAGAUGAAAUGGCUCUCAGACACUAGACUCCCUCCCUGCACCCUGAGGCAGGCACUUACCAAUUAUCUGGAUAUUACUACCCCUCCUACACCUCAACUGUUGCAACUCCUCAGUGCACUGUGUGAGGAUCUAGAAGAGAAAAGGAAAAUGGAAACACUCAGUCAGGAUUCCAGGCUGUACGAGGAAUGGAAGUGGUUUCGGUGUCCCACCUUGGUUGAGGUUCUGGAGGAAUUUCCAUCCGUGAGUCUCCCCAGCUCCUUGCUCCUCACUCAGCUCCCCCUCCUGCAGCCACGCUACUACUCUAUCAGCUCCUCCUCUGAUGUAAAUCCAGGGCAGAUACACCUCACUGUGGCCGUUGUGUCCUAUCAUACUCAGGACAAUAAAGGGCCCCUGCACUAUGGAGUCUGCUCUACUUGGCUGGACCAGUUGGCUGCUGGGGACUCUGUGCCAUGCUUUGUCCGUGGAGCGCCAACAUUUCAUUUGCCAUCUGACAACACUGCCCCAUGCAUUCUGGUGGGUCCUGGUACUGGAAUUGCUCCAUUCCGGGGCUUCUGGCAGCAUCGACUUUAUGAAGUUGAAAAAAAUGAUCAAGUGCCUGGAAGCAUGACUCUGGUCUUUGGCUGCAGAUGUGCAGAACUUGAUCACAUCUACAAAGAGGAGACCCAAGAAGCCAAGAACAAAGGAGCCCUGAGUGACAUCUACACGGCCUUCUCCAGGGAGCCUUACAUGCCCAAGACCUACGUGCAGGACAUAUUACGCACACAACUGGCGUGUGAGGUGUAUGAAGUUCUGUGUCAGAGCGGGGGGCACAUGUAUAUCUGUGGUGACGUCACAAUGGCUACAGAUGUUCUGCAAACAGUUCAGCUGAUCCUCGUGUCUCAGGGGGACAUGAGCAUUGUGGAGGCUGGAGAAUUUAUCGGGGAACUGAGGGACCAGAACAGAUACCAUGAGGACAUCUUUGGCAUCACUCUGAGGACUCAGGAGGUGACCACAAGAGUGCGGUGUCAGUCCAUGUCCCUACAGGAGAAGAGAGAGAAAUGAUGGAAACUGCCAAGAGACAGCAGAGAAGGACAGACAGACACAUAACAACAAUGUCCUGUGCAAUUCAUGAGGGGAACAUACUCUGGGGCUCAAACAGAUUGAUGGGAAGUUUAGUAGGAGAAUGAAAAAAAGAUGGGCAGCUCCAAAAAUACCCAUGACUUUCCUGUAUAUUGAAUCUAGGAUCAUGAAGCCAGAGAGUCUGCAUGUGGUCUCUUUUAUUGGGAGGAGCAUGUGGCCUAAUAAAUGAGCCAGUAUGUCCCACUGCACACUCUCUGGACUCUCAUGCCCCCAUUCCCAGUCCUGGUUGUGAGAAUUCCCAAUCACCUCCUGACAGACAGGCCUGGGGCUUAAUUCUUAUGCUGCUGUGGAGGAUUUAGAUAGGAUUCUGGGAGUUGCAGUUGUUUGGUUGGACAUGCCUUGAGUAAACACUAAACAUAUUAAAUAAUGA
This is a messenger RNA of Xenopus laevis (African clawed frog), 4114 nucleotides long. RefSeq names its product nitric oxide synthase 3 L homeolog (gene nos3.L). Lineage: Eukaryota; Metazoa; Chordata; Amphibia; Anura; Pipidae. The record is from RefSeq and is a predicted model, not a curated record. Gene Ontology annotation, cellular component: plasma membrane; Golgi apparatus; caveola. The transcript is spliced from 26 exons. Gene Ontology annotation, molecular function: heme binding; oxidoreductase activity; calmodulin binding. Gene Ontology annotation, biological process: nitric oxide biosynthetic process; blood circulation. The coding region runs from base 130 to 3666 and encodes 1178 amino acids.